Messenger RNA from Ilex paraguariensis (yerba mate), 912 nucleotides. NCBI's taxonomy places the organism in Eukaryota, Viridiplantae, Streptophyta, Magnoliopsida, Aquifoliales, Aquifoliaceae. The record is from the annotation of a GenBank genome assembly.
UAACCCCAUCAUUAAUCCCAAAAAAAGCACUGAACUCUGAAAACACACACGCGCACUUACACGCAAUCUCUGUCUCUGUUUGAACAACUCUUCAUUUUCUCUCUAAAAAAACUCCACUCUCCCACUAUAUCCACAAAUCUGUAUCUACUAUUUCACAUAUAAUUAUAACAUAAUGGCGACGAGUCUGAUGCCUUUCCGACCGGUCGGAGUGAGAGCGUGUACUACCAGCGGUCACCGGAAAUCUGACACUCAUCACCGGAAAAGCUCUUCUUCUAACUGGUUGACACCGCUCUUCGGCUGGUCUUCCGAACCCGAUUAUAUUGACUCCGGCAACAACUCUAACAACAAGAUCGAACUUUCGAUGAAGGUGGAGAGAAAAUCGGAUUCGGAUCUGGAUCAGAAACCGUCUCGAUCGCGGUUCGGCCCCGGUCGUUUCACCGACGAGAAGGCCAGACAGCUCCGGAUGAUGACGAUGGACACGUCGGCGUUUCACGACAUCAUGUACCACUCAGCAAUCGCGUCGAGACUCGCUUCCGACUUCUCCAACCGGUCCGAUCAGUGAUUCUCCGGCGCCGACGACUCUUCCGGCUUUGUGAUUGUAGUCACUCUCUAUCUUUCCCUUAGGUUUUUUUUUUUUUUGUUAAAGCUUUUGUUCAAAAAAUUAAAAGACUGAGAUGUUGAUGAUGUUUAAUAUAUAAUGGUAUGAAUUAUUGCAUCAAGAUCACCUCUGAUGCCAUCUGCUACUAAUUCCUUUCAAUUCUUUCACAUCCUUGUGCCAUAAAUUCAACUGUAAUUCAUUGUAUUUUCCGAUAGAUGGUGUAACAAGAAGAAAAUUAAAAGCAAUUAGACUAUUAGUAGUGGAGGAUGAACAUGUAUGUAAUUAAUUAAUUGUUUAAUGUUUAUGUAUAUUUU